Messenger RNA from Mandrillus leucophaeus (drill), 826 nucleotides. It is a transcript of the gene CLEC6A, whose product is annotated as C-type lectin domain family 6, member A. NCBI's taxonomy places the organism in Eukaryota, Metazoa, Chordata, Mammalia, Primates, Cercopithecidae. Bases 187 to 816 code for a protein of 209 amino acids. The record is from RefSeq and is a predicted model, not a curated record. The transcript is spliced from 6 exons.
AGUUGUAACUCUGACUUCUUCUUUUGAGGUACACUUAAUGUUAGAAGUCUCUUAGUCCUACGAGAGUGUGUAGCAGUUUGUCCCUGAGCUCUACCUUUUUUAAAUGAAGCUGGGUCUCUGGGCAGCAUCUUCUGGGCGAGAGAUACAAAAGGUUCCUGGACCUUCUCAACACAGGGAGCCUGCAUAAUGAUGCAAGGGCUGCAACCUCAAAGUACAGAGAAAAGAGGUUGGUGGUCCCUGAAACUCUGGUCUGUGGCUGGGAUUUCCAUUGCACUCCUCAGUGCUUGCUUCAUUGUGAGCUGUGUGGUAACUUACCGUUUUACAUAUGACGAAACUGGCAAAACGCUGUCUGAACUACAUUCAUAUCAUUCAAGUCUCACCUGCUUCAGUGAAGGGACAAAAGUGACAGCCUGGGGAUGUUGCCCAGCUUCUUGGAAGUCAUUUGAUUCCAGCUGCUACUUCAUUUCCGGUGAAAAGAACGUUUGGUCUAAGAGUGAGCAGAACUGUGUUGAGAUGGGAGCACAUUUGGUUGUGUUCAACACAGAAGCAGAGCAGAAUUUCAUUGUCCAGCAGCUGAAUGAGUCAUUUUCUUAUUUUCUGGGGCUUUCAGACCCACAAGAUAAUAAUAAUUGGCAAUGGAUUGAUAAGACACCUUUAAAGAAAAAUGUCAGAUUUUGGCACCCAAAUGAGCCCAGUCAUUCAGUAGAGAAAUGUGCUUCAAUAGUCUUCUGGAAACCUACAGGAUGGGGCUGGAAUGAUGUUUUCUGUGAAACUAGCAGGAAUUCAAUAUGUGAGAUGAAUAAGAUUUACCUAUGAGUAGAACUUU